Messenger RNA from Loa loa (African eye worm), 318 nucleotides. RefSeq lists its product as hypothetical. The record is from RefSeq and is a predicted model, not a curated record. Bases 1 to 318 code for a protein of 105 amino acids. Lineage: Eukaryota; Metazoa; Nematoda; Chromadorea; Rhabditida; Onchocercidae. The transcript has 3 exons.
AUGAGAUAUACUUGGCGGUCAAUUGUUGCCAUUACAUUAUUCAUUGAUGUUGGUGCGGUAUGUGAGGAAGUACCUAUUUCUACCAAUUAUACGGCUCUUCUCAUUGAAACAGUCAAAAAAUUUCAGCUACGAGGACGCCUGUUUGCUUUACACAUUUCAUAUAUUAUAUUGGGAUUUUUAUCGGUUUUAUUUACGUUUGGUCUAUCAAUAGUGCUACUUUCCGAACAUCACUGGUGCAAAAAGAACGAAGAAGAAGAUGUAAAAACGAUGGAACUCGUGCCGCAUGACAUUUUCGAAGUACAUUAUCCAAAUACCUAG